AUGAAGUUACAGAUCAAAAAUAUCGCAGCUCUGGACUUGGGCAACGCGAUCUCCCAAGGCUGGGUCAAUCGCGUGGAAUCUCUGCUAGCUUCGGGCGUCGAUCCUAAUGCACUAUUCCAUGGGAAGGAGGCUGCUCUCUCUGCUCUGCCAGACGAUGCAACCCUUGAAGAAAACGCUACGCAGCCGCCGCAAUUCUACUCUGAGCCCACUGAAUGGCCUGCCCUUCGGCAAGCCGUUCGUGACUAUUUCGGCGGCUCCCAAGAGAUGGGCGAUUUGGCCAGAACGAAGGUCCUCAUGACAACUUUACUCAAGCAUGGCGCUGAUCCUUACGGGCUAUUUCGCCUGCCCAUCUUUCACUAUCAGUCCGUUCCUGUGUUUCCGGGGGACGAAACGCAUCCGGAAUAUGUUGCCGAUGAAGAAGACCUCCACGCUACGACACACGCUCGGAUAGGUAUCUUCAUGGAGACACUUGAGCCGGAGUACGAGCGACUUGGGCUACUAGGGGCGGCUCAAGAGACCGACCUGUGGCAUUCUUACAAUUUCGAUGACUCUUAUAACGAUAGUACCUUCUAUGAGCCUCGCACCCCACGCAAGUAUGGGACUUGCAGCCUAUUGCACUGUCUCCUUGAAGAUGGCGGGUUUUGCCUGCCAAUUUUCGAAUAUCUCGGUGACGACCUCGAUGUGGAGGGACGGGAUCCCCAGGGUCGGACUUUAUUUCUCGCGGCCUGUCGAAGUACGCUUGGCUUGGACGCUGCUGUGGACGGGGCGUAUGUCAACGUUUUGUCGUCGCCGGGCUUGCCGAACCCGUACCCGCAGCCAGAUAACCCUUGGUAA
Molecule: messenger RNA, 834 nt
Organism: Penicillium canariense
Lineage: Eukaryota; Fungi; Ascomycota; Eurotiomycetes; Eurotiales; Aspergillaceae
Exons: 1
Coding region: 1-834 (277 amino acids)
Source: RefSeq, a predicted model, not a curated record